Molecule: messenger RNA, 1118 nt
Organism: Haemorhous mexicanus (house finch)
Lineage: Eukaryota; Metazoa; Chordata; Aves; Passeriformes; Fringillidae
Gene: PLA2G10
Product: phospholipase A2 group X
Exons: 4
Coding region: 198-671 (157 amino acids)
Biological process (GO): lipid catabolic process; arachidonate secretion; phospholipid metabolic process
Molecular function (GO): calcium ion binding; phospholipid binding
Source: RefSeq, a predicted model, not a curated record
UCGCCGGCUCUUCCAGCGGCAGCUCCUCCCUUCUGGCCAGAUGGACAGCACAGCUUGGACUUGGGCUCCGGGGGACCCGGCUCGGGGCAGAAAGCAGCCUUUUAUAGCCGGCACGCCGGGCUGCGGCUCACACCUACACACUCCGCUGCCGAGCACAGCGCCGCUGCCGCGACCCGCACCCCCGCCCGUCGCUGCCCAUGGCGCCGCUGCCCCCGCUCCUGCUGCUGCUGCUGCUGCUGCUGCCGGCGGCCGUUUCUAAAGGCACUAUUGGGGAAGGCCGUGUGAGAAGUCGCAGAGGAAUCCUGGAGUUGGCCGGAGCCAUCAGGUGCACCACAGGGCGCUCGCCCUUCGCCUACCUGCGCUACGGAUGCUACUGUGGCCUGGGGGGAAAAGGAUGGCCCAUGGACAGAGUAGACUGGUGCUGCUUUCACCACGACUGCUGCUAUGGGAGGGCAGAACAAGCAGGCUGUCAGCCAAAGACUGAAAGUUACCACUGGGAAUGCAAAGACAAUUCUGCUGUGUGUGACUCACUAGAAGAUAAGUGUCAAAAAAUGGCAUGUGAAUGUGACCGUGAAGCUGCCAAAUGUUUUUCUAAAGCUCCCUACCAUAGAAAAUACCUAUUGUGGCCAGACUUUAUGUGUGGUGAGAUUCAGCCUCUGUGUAGGUAUUAGAUACAUGACUCUUGUAUAUAUUUAAAUCUAAAAUGACUUUUUUUUGGCCACAGUAAUGGCAAGAAAUUAUUUUCCCCUUUCUUGAUACUCCUUCAUUCCAUCUCAGCCUCUCCACCUUAAAAUGGGCAAAGUAAACAUUUUUCUUGUUAUUUACUUUCUCCCAUGCACUUAUUAUUGACUAAAUAGAAAUCUGAGUUUAUCAGCUUAAGGAGUAACUGACAAUGUUAAUUUUUUUCAUAUUCAGAUUCACAGAUUUUUCAGAUUGAUAAUAUCAUUCGCUGUGAACUUUUUAUCCCCCCUCCACUGGCUGUAAGAUACAAAUCAAACUUCUCCACAAACAAAUCUUAGCAUUUGUUAACUUUGAACUGACUGGAAAAAGUUCAUGAAGUGACAGUGUCAGCACAAAGAGCCCUCUCAUCUACAUUAAACACUUACUACAAAGCCUAA